AUGUGCCUCUGUCGUCUGCUCACGCUGCUGCUGGCUUCCGCUUUUUAACCUAGGCCUGUGUAUGGCUUCCGAAUACUGCUGCCUCCACCGCCACCACUGCCACCGCCACCCUGCGCCAUGUGCCUCUGUCGUCUGCUCACUGCUGCUGACUGACGGCUUCCGCUUUUUAAACUAGUCCUGUGUAUGUCUUCCGAAUACUGCUGCCUCCACCGCCACCCUGCGCCAUGUGCCACUUUCGGGUCUCCUCACACUGCUGCCAGGUCCAGAGUGUGUCAUGGGUCCCUGUACGGCCUCCCAUUGCUGCUGACUUCAUCGCCAGACUCUGCCAUGUGCCACUUUCAGGUCUCCUUACACUGUUGGUGGGUUCCAUUUUGUGAUAGGGUGCUG
Staurois parvus is the source of this 387-nucleotide messenger RNA. Lineage: Eukaryota; Metazoa; Chordata; Amphibia; Anura; Ranidae. The record is from the annotation of a GenBank genome assembly.